This is a messenger RNA of Fusarium oxysporum Fo47, 1530 nucleotides long. RefSeq lists its product as uncharacterized. The record is from RefSeq and is a predicted model, not a curated record. The coding region runs from base 284 to 1444 and encodes 386 amino acids. The transcript has 5 exons. Lineage: Eukaryota; Fungi; Ascomycota; Sordariomycetes; Hypocreales; Nectriaceae.
AUCUUCAUCCCGGUAUGAAUGCAAAAAAGAAAAAUGCAGGGGAAACGACUAGCCAUGCAGACUGCAUUCUUCCCCCCUGCCUCUUCGUGUCAAGCUGAGAUUAUUCCUGCAAUUUGGGUUCACGACCAUGUUCGUCGUGCCAUUUUCCCGCGCCGGCGAUAAAGCUUAUCGUUUGACAGAAACUCAGGGGUGCUUCGAAUCUUGGGAGGACAUUUAGGUUCAUCUUUCCGGAGCAGCCAACUGUAGCGUUCGUCACUCAUUCAUUCAUUUUAUAUUUUUCGCUAUGGACUUUCUGCACAAGUUGUUGGUUGAGUCUUGGGUUCUAUGGGUGUUGGGUCUCUUUGUCGUUGUGUGUCGACUGAUAUCACGACGCAUGAAGCUUAGAAAAUGGAGUCGUCUCGCCAUUGAAGAUUAUCUCAUGGUCUUUGCCCUCGUCAACUUUACAGGAGUCGUCGUCUCGAUCAACGAAGUCGCCGAGAAAGGCAGUAACUACAUGCCCGCUGACGUCGCCGCAAAACUCACCCCCGAUGGAAGACAACAAGCUAUAAUCGGGAGUAAAAUGACCUUUGUACUCGAAAUAUUCGCACUUACUUGUACAUGGACCAUCAAAGCGUGUCUUUUGUUUCUGUACGCGAGAUUGACGCAGGGCACAUCGAUAAGACAGAAAUGGGCAGUACGAUUUGUCUCUGCGUUUUGCGCGGUCACAUACAUCGUUGUUACCUUCAUGUUUGUAUUUUUUUGGUGUUCGCCUACGCCUGAAUAUUGGUCCGUUCCUGUUAACCCCAAGAAGAUGCAAUGUGCGACGUAUUACAACCAUAUGAUCUUUGCGACGGCUUGCAACAUCGCAAGCGACAUCAUGCUGAUCUUAUUACCGAUCCCAAUUGUCAUCAACAUCAGUCUCCCCAAGAAGCGCAAGAUCGGUUUAUGCUGCGUUUUUGGCCUCGGUUUGUUCAAUAUCCUCGCCGCCGUCCUCAACCGUUACUACAACUUCAGCAACCCCAACUCCUACGUCUUUCUCUACUGGUACGUUGCAGAAGGCGGCGUCGCCCUCUGGGUCGGAAACCUGCCUCUCUGCUGGCCCGUUCUGCGUCUCGCCAUCGGCUCCAAAGGCGAUUCCACCGACCCCUCCUCAUACCCCAACACUCCAUACCGCAACGGUUCAUACCCCGAAGGUUCAGCGCGACGGAGAACUCAAGGACUUCACCCGCUGUCAAGCAAACCUUCAAUCUGGGCUAAGUUGGAGGAUGAGGAUGGCGUGCGCACUGACGUUUCGCCAGAGCAGGGAAGCCAGAUUGAGCUGGUGGACCAGCAUGGACCGGAUCUGCUGCAGCGGCCGUACCGCGCUGAAGCGAAAAUUAGCAGUGGGACGCAGCAGCAUGAGAGGGCUCGUAGCGGACAGAUUACAGUUGUUACGAGCGUGGAGGUUAGCACGAAGCAGACAUAGACCAUUUCUUCAAUUGUGUAUUACUUAGACUAGCAUGAACAUGUUACAACGACUUUACUUUUAUACGAACAUGUUUUAUUCCCUCA